Pseudozyma hubeiensis SY62 is the source of this 1347-nucleotide messenger RNA. RefSeq lists its product as hypothetical. The record is from RefSeq and is a predicted model, not a curated record. The transcript has a single exon. The coding region runs from base 1 to 1347 and encodes 448 amino acids. Gene Ontology annotation, biological process: lipid metabolic process. Lineage: Eukaryota; Fungi; Basidiomycota; Ustilaginomycetes; Ustilaginales; Ustilaginaceae.
AUGAUGCCCUUGAUUUUCGCACAGAUUCAUCUACUGCUUCGCUACGAUCCUAAGACGACCUGGCUGCUGCGCGCUUCCCUCAUUCCCUUUGUUAUGCUCCUCUCUUUAAGGUCAGCAUACGCCUACUACUACAUGGUCGACGGCGAAGGACAGCUCGACGGUAGGUGCCAAUCAGUCAACGUCACACUCGGAUGUGCUGCCAUCGUUGCUAUCAUCCGAUCUCUCGAAUUUGGCUUGGCCACGCAAAGGCCUCGACUCAAGACUCGUGAGGUCGCGAACAAUGGCAACCGCACUAGCACCAACAAUGGCAGAGAAAAGGAUGACAGCACGCUCGUGGCUUCAACAGAUCCGCUGCCGACCUUCUUUCCAGGGACUAAUUGCCCUCUCGAACUUGAUCUACUCCUCAAUGUCAGGGCCCUGGGCUGGCAGCACGGUAUCAAGGACGACGCACCUGCGCUCCCGGCGCUCGUCUUCGACUCACGCCAACGAUGGGACUGGAUCCUCAAACGUGCGGUCCUCAUACCGUUCUACUAUCUCGUCUACGACGUCGUCCUUGUUCUGAAUCAAGAGCCGCGGUUCAAUCCCAAUGCGGACAGCAAGGUGGGCGGCAGCAUUUGGAUUCACAGAGAGGGCUCUUUCGGUGUGGCGGGACCCUACUUGAAUUGUCUUGCGUUUGGGACUUCUUUUGUUUGCAUCCAGUACAUGUUGCAUACCAUGCUAGCGAGCAUUUCCGUCGCACUCUUCCACGAUCUACCUUCGAGAUGGAAUCCGCCCAUCAUGAGGUAUCCUUGGCUAUCGACAUCGGUCGCACAUUUCUGGUCGAGACGUUGGCAUCAGACGUUGCGAGUCACUUUUAUGACGGUGGGCUACUGGCCUGUUCGAGCUGCCCUGCUUGGCGUCGCCGGACGUCGCAUCGCCAACAUUGCCGGCAUCUGCGGAGUUUUCCUAGUCUCUGGUAUUAUCCACGAUCUCGGUUCAGCGGCCAUAACACCAGGUUUUGGUAUCACAAAGGUCACCCUCUUCUUUGCGAUUCAACCCGUCGCGAUGUUUGGAGAGCAGAUGUUUGAACGAUGUACUAGGAGAAAGGUCCAUGGUUUUUGGGGCUGGCUCUGGGCUGUCGCUUGGAUUUUGGGUACCGCACCGUUAUUGAUCGAGGUAGGUUUUUACAGAAGAAGGUCUGAGAAGAAUGAAAACUUUACUGACCAGAUGAAUGCGAAUCUUUACUUUUCGUCGGAGCAGGCAUAUAGUAUGGGCGGGAUGAUGGCAAGCAUCCAGUAUGAAGGCAUCACGCGUCGGCCCGUUCGGUUCCUUCUAGAUUGUUGGGACCAAUCGAUCAACGGCGUGUAG